This is a messenger RNA of Morchella sextelata, 567 nucleotides long. RefSeq lists its product as uncharacterized. The coding region runs from base 1 to 567 and encodes 188 amino acids. NCBI's taxonomy places the organism in Eukaryota, Fungi, Ascomycota, Pezizomycetes, Pezizales, Morchellaceae. The transcript has a single exon. The record is from RefSeq and is a predicted model, not a curated record.
AUGGCCGACACCACCCCCACCCCCACUGCCCGCCCCGCCCGCCCCCCACUACCCCAACUCCUCUGCCCCCUCACCCGCUACGGCCCGCACCGUCACAAACCCAAACCCAAAGUCCAAGCCCAACCACUGCCCGACCCGCCGCCAAGCCCAGCAGCCACCUAUCCCGGCGACACGAUGCGCAUCGACGUGACCGCCGACGAAAGGGUAGUCAGCGUCGAGCAAUUCGACUGCCCGCAAGAACGGAGUAAAGCAGAAGAACACAAAGCAGACAAUUGGGUCGAAGUGACUUCGGGCGACGGCGAGGCGGGGGAGGAGUUGUUCGAUGUGAUUGCGUUGGAUGAGGAGAGGGGAGGGAGCAAGACGCUGUUGAAGGAUUCGGAGGUGGAGAGGGUGAUGUUGGAGACGGAGAGGGAUGUGGAGGUGUUUGUGGAGAUGGUGAGGGCGCAGGGGAGGAGGUUGGGGAGGUUGGCGAGUAUGGUGGGGUUGGGGGGGUGGGUGAAAGGGAAGAAGGGGAGCGAGAAGGGAAGUGGAGAGGAAGAGGAGGUGAAGGGGAGGUGGGGCCCGUAG